This is a messenger RNA of Leptonychotes weddellii (Weddell seal), 3636 nucleotides long. It is a transcript of the gene NYAP1, whose product is annotated as neuronal tyrosine phosphorylated phosphoinositide-3-kinase adaptor 1. NCBI's taxonomy places the organism in Eukaryota, Metazoa, Chordata, Mammalia, Carnivora, Phocidae. Gene Ontology annotation, biological process: phosphatidylinositol 3-kinase/protein kinase B signal transduction; neuron projection morphogenesis. The record is from RefSeq and is a predicted model, not a curated record.
GGGCGGACCCGGAGGCGGGGCUGUCUCUGCGGCAGGGCCCAGCUCGGCUCCCCCCGGUCUCUCUCUGUCUCUCCUCCUCCCUCCUCCUGCUCCGGGCGGAGCCCGGCAUGGGGGGGCCGGCGCCCGGCAGGCCAGUGGAUCCGGGACCCAGGGAGGGCCGCCCCCCGGGCCUGGUGGCGCUGAGCAGGGCCCCCCAGCCCCCACCUCCUGCCCCACGACAUGAACCUCCUCUACCGAAAAACCAAGCUGGAGUGGAGGCAGCACAAGGAGGAGGAGGCCAAGAGGAGCUCCAGUAAGGAGGUGGCUCCUGCAGGCCCCGCAGGGCCCGGGGCUGGCCCGGGGCCUGGGGUCCGUGUGCGGGACAUCGCCUCGCUGCGCCGCUCCCUCAGGAUGGGCUUCAUGACAAUGCCAGCCUCCCAGGAGCACACCCCCCACCCCUGCCGCAGCGCCAUGGCCCCACGCUCACUCUCCUGCCAUUCAGUGGGCAGCAUGGACAGUGUUGGGGGUGGGCCUGGGGGGGGAGGUGGGGGUCUCACAGAGGACAGCAGUGCCCGAAGACCCCCUGCCAAGCCCCGGAGACAUCCCAGCACCAAGCUCAGCAUGGCAGGGUCGGGGGCAGAGAUGCCCCCCGGCAAGAAAGCAGGCUCACAGAAGCCAACCCCAGAGGGCCGAGAGUCCAGCCGGAAGGUUCCUCCACAGAAGCCCAGGAGAAGCCCAAACACCCAGCUCUCUGUCUCCUUCGAUGAGUCCUGUCCCCCAGCCCCCUCUCCUCGAGGGGGGAAUCUGCCCCUUCAGCGCCUCAGUAGGGGGUCCUGCAUAGCUGGGGACCCUGAGGUGGGUGCCCAGGAAGAGGAGCCCGUGUACAUUGAGAUGGUGGGGGAUGUCUUCAGGGGAGGAGGGCGAAGUGGAGGGGGCCUGACUGGGCCCCCUCUUGGGGGUAGGGGCCCAACCCCUCCAGCUGGCGCCGACUCGGACUCAGAGGAGAGCGAGGCUAUAUAUGAGGAGAUGAAGUACCCGCUGCCCGAGGAGGCAGGGGAAAGCCGGGCCAACGGGGCCCCUCCAUUGACCGCAAGCUCCUCGCCACACCAGCCUCCUGCCCUGCAGCCCCACACCCACCGUCGGCCAGCUUCAGCCCUCCCAAGCCGGAGGGAUGGGACACCUACCAAGACCACUCCUUGUGAAAUCCCCCCGCCCUUCCCCAACCUCCUCCAGCACCGUCCUCCGCUCCUGGCCUUCCCCCAAGCCAAGGCUGCUUCCCGAACCCCUGGCGAUGGGGUCUCGAGGCUACCGGUCCUCUGCCACUCGAAGGAGCCAGCGGGUUCCACCCCAGCUCCCCAAGUGCCUGCCCGGGAGCGGGAGACGCCUCCCCCACCGCCUCCGCCUCCUGCUGCCAACCUGCUGCUGCUGGGACCCUCGGGCCGGGCCCGGAGCCACUCAACACCAUUGCCACCCCAGGGCUCUGGCCAGCCCCGGGGGGAGCGGGAGCUCCCCAACUCCCACAGCAUGAUCUGCCCCAAGGUGGCAGGGGCGCCGGCAGCCCCUCCUGCCCCGGCCGCCUUGCUCCCUGGCCCCCCCAAGGACAAGGCUGUGUCUUACACCAUGGUGUACUCGGCAGUCAAGGUGACCACGCACUCCGUCCUGCCAGCUGGUCCGCCCCUAGGUGUUGGGGAGCCAAAGACGGAGAAGGAGAUCUCAGUCCUCCACGGGAUGCUGUGCACCAGCUCGAGGCCCCCAGUGCCUGGGAAGUCCAGCCCCCACAGCGGGGCCAUGGGCGCAGCAGCUGGGGUCCUCCACCAUCGUGGCUGCCUGGCCUCCCCACACAGCCUUCCGGACCCAACCGCAGGCCCCCUGACUCCCCUCUGGACCUACCCAGCUGCAGCAGCUGGGCUCAAGAGACCCCCUGCCUAUGAGAGCCUCAAGGCCGGGGGGGUGCUGAGUAAGGGCUGUGGAAUGGGGGCCCCAUCCCCCAUGGUCAAGAUCCAGCUGCAGGAGCAGGGGACCGACGGGGGUGCCUUUGCUAGCAUCUCCUGCGCCCAUGUCAUCGCCAGUGCAGGGACACCGGAGGAGGAAGAAGAGGAGAUGGGCGCCACGACAUUUGGGGCAGGCUGGGCUCUGCAGAGGAAGGUCCUGUAUGGAGGGAGGAAGGCAAAAGAGCUGGACAAGGUCGAGGAUGGUGCCCGGGCCUGGAAUGGCAGUGCUGAGGGUCCAGGCAAGGUGGAGCGUGAGGACAGGGGCCCUAUGGCAUCAGGGAUCCCAGUGAGGAGUCAGGGGGCAGAGGGCCUGCUGGCCAGGAUCCACCACGGAGGGGACCGAGGAGGGAGUCGCACGGCGCUGCCCGUACCCUGCCAGACGUUUCCUGCCUGCCACCGCAAUGGAGACUUCACGGGAGGCUACCGCCUGGGGCGCUCGGCCUCCACCUCUGGAGUCCGGCAGGCCGCGCUCCAUACCCCCCGGCCCUGCAGCCAGCCUGGGGAUGCCCCAAGCCAGACCCACCCCGCCCUGCCGCUGCCCCUACCGCCUCAGCCCUCCCGGGAGCGCGACGGCAAGCUGCUGGAGGUGAUAGAGCGCAAGCGCUGCGUGUGCAAGGAGAUCAAGGCCCGCCACCGCCCAGACCGAGGCCUCUGCAAGCAGGAGAGCAUGCCCAUCCUCCCCAGCUGGCGGCGGGGGCCCGAGCCCCGCAAGUCCGGCACCCCGCCCUGCCGCCGGCAGCACACUGUCCUCUGGGACACUGCCAUCUGAGGAGGCCCGGAGACCGGGGCACCGGACUGGGGAGCGGGGCGGGGGUGCCUGGCUCUCCGGGAGACUUGCCUUGAAAGAGGGACACUUGAAGGACCAGGUGAGAGAAAGCCAGGGAGAACCCCCUGCCUUCCACCCUAACCCCCGGAGACGGGGAAUCUGCCAGGCCCAUCGGGCAUGGGGCACCAGCUGCACCCCCUGAAAUUUGGGGGAGGAGGGUUUGAGGUUCGGAGUGAGGCCCUCCGCUGCUCUCCCUACUGGGCGAGGUAGACUCCUCCUCCUCCUGAGGGGGCCGAGCCAGAGGUCAGCAUGGGGGAGGAGGGAAGGGUAGGGAGGAUGGGGGGGGCGGGUCAGGUGAAGGACGAGGCUAGAGAGUGUGAGGUAGAGGGGCUCUUUAAUAGAGCCGGGAGUGGGGAGGGGGUAUUUAUUUCGUUAUUUAUUUUAGUUGGGAGGGCAAUUCUGGGCUCUUCUGACCUACUUCUGGGCAGGGAGUAGGCAGUGGUGGGCAAUUAAAGGGAACCAAGUUUGUGCUCUCCCCAACGCCUGAAGGCCCCACCAUCCACGCCCACCCUGCCGCUGGGGAUUGGUCUGGACUGGGGAGCCAAGCAAGAGAAGGGAGGGACUCCGGUGAGCUGAGGGCCGCAGACUCAUUUACAGUAUUUACGAGUGGCCAGAAUUUGGUAGUGAGUGUGGCCUGCUGUGAAACAGGCAUCUUAUUUAGCUCUGGGGUGAGGGUCUAGCACCAGGGAUGGGCGGGAUGAUGGGGAAGGAGGGAAAUUUUAGCGGGUGGGGGGAGGGCGGGGUAUUUAUUUAAAUUUUAAAAAAAUCAGAAGAGAUGUCAGGAACUUUUUUUUAAUUCCUUUCUUUUCAGAAUAAUAUAUUAAAAGACUAACGAUCCUA